Molecule: messenger RNA, 9279 nt
Organism: Clupea harengus (Atlantic herring)
Lineage: Eukaryota; Metazoa; Chordata; Actinopteri; Clupeiformes; Clupeidae
Gene: nav2b
Product: neuron navigator 2-like
Exons: 38
Coding region: 243-7262 (2339 amino acids)
Biological process (GO): nervous system development; neurogenesis
Molecular function (GO): protein binding; ATP binding; ATP hydrolysis activity
Source: RefSeq, a predicted model, not a curated record
UGUAUUGUGUUUGAGUGUGUAAGUUUAGGAGUGUGUGUGCACUCCUAUGUCGGUUUGCUGCAGCUGUUGAGCCACUCGAACCCGUGGUUGUGGUCGUUCUGAUUCUGUUUUUGAAAGCUGGGAGAGUUGUGUGUGUGUGUGUGUGUGUGUGUGUAUGGGGGUUUGUGAGUAGAUUUGUGCCUCUGUGUGUGUGUGUGUGUGUGGUUUUGGAGACGUCCUUGGAAAAGCGGCGACAAGGGAAGAUGCCUGCCAUUCUGGUGGCCUCGAAGAUGAAGUCAGAACUGCCCAAGCCGGUACACAGUGCCCUGCCCAUUCCCCAGCACCCGGCCAAGACGGGCACCCUACCCGUCAGCAAGCUCAAGGCUGUGCUUGGCAGCCAGAGCCCCCACAGGACCCUGCAGAGGUACCAGAGCCUGGGCUCAGGCACCCCGGUGAAGAGAAGCCCCGCGUCCAAAGGCAGCACCGGGGACCCUCAGAUUUACACGGACUGGGCAAACCACUACUUGGCUAAAUCGGGCCACAGGCGCCUCAUAAAGGACCUGCAGCAGGACGUGGCGGACGGGGUCCUGCUGGCUGAGAUCAUCCAGGUUGUGGCUAAUGAGAAGAUUCAACACAUCAAUGGAUACCCGCAGAGCCGCUCUCAAAUGAUUGAAAACAUCGAGACUUGUCUUGGUUUUCUGGCUGCCAAAGGGGUGAACAUUAAGGGACUGUGUGCAGAGGAGAUACGUAAUGGGAAUCUGAAGGCCAUCCUUGGUCUGUUCUUCAACUUGUCGCGCUUUAAGCAACAGGAGCACCAGGCCCUGAAGCCUACUGCCCAGACCCAGCAUCCACACAGCCCUGCCCGGCCGCCCCUCACCCAUGCUGCCCAGCCUCUGCAUGGAAGCCCUUGCCCCAUCCACGGCUCCCAGGGCCCCACCAGCCCCUCUCUGAAAGCUCAGACAGACAUGACAUCCAGUCAUUUGUCCAAGGACUGCACUCAAACUAAGCGGCCCAAGCUAUCUGUCGCUCAGAGAAAGACCUCUAGGCUACCUGGCCCGGCAAGGGUCAGUGAAGGUAAGCUCCGGGGGACCAGCGGUGCAGGCAGCCGCCGCAGCCAGAGCUUCAAUCACUUUGACAAGGCCAGGCCCUCCCUCUUCAGCACCACCGCCAGCCAUGACAGAGUUGCUGCGCCAUCUCCAGUCAUGGCUGACUGGGAGCCAGUCCGCACCUCCAGUCCUCAGCCUGGUGGCAGCGGUGGCAGCGGUGGCGGUGGAGGUGGCGGUGGCAAACCCUGGCGGAGCAAGUCCCUGAACGCCAAGCACAGCUCCACCUCCCCCAUGCUCUCUGUCAAGCAGCCGUCCAGCAGCGCCCUGGAGGUGCCGCCCAAAGUCAUUGCCCAGAAGUCUAUGCUGGAGAAGCUCAAGCUCUUCAACAGCAAAGGAUCCUCCAAGGCCUCCCCCAACGCCAGCGCUGGGCUUCAGCCGGGAGCGCUGGAGUUUGACGUGCCCGAGGCGGACACCCGGCCAGGGACCCCAAGCGUCUCCGCCGGCCAGCAGGACGAGGCAGAGGGGAACCAGAGGCCGGCUAGCCGGAGCGCCGACACCAGCCCCAAGCUGGCCCUGAAGGGCAUCGCCCAGCGCACCUUCAGCCGAGCGCUCACGCCCAAGAAGAGCGCCCUCAAGAAGGACACUGAGAAGGAGAAGGCCAGACCCAGGGAGGGAUCUUUGGGCAGGGCUUCUACCCCUGACCAGCACCUCAGGGAGCUUAAGGCAUGUUCGGCAACCUCAACCCCUGAGCUGAGGAAGAACUCUUGCCUCCCCAAAGGUAACAAGGGGACCAGCAGUGCCAAAAAGGAGAGCUCCUCUCUAGCCCGCAGUGGCAUCCCCAAGCCGGGUGGGAAGUGCACCAACACAGGACGUGGCUCAGUGCUGCCAUCCGGUGGUAAGGAUGUGGAGAGAGGCCAUGGUGCUAAGCCCAGUGUAGGGCUGUCGGUGCACAAGGGGCAUCUAGACAGCAGGAACUCUUCCUCCUCCAGUCUGGCGUCCUCUGAGGGCAAAGCCUCCCAGACGAUCAGUGUUAGCAGCUGUGGCCCCCUAGUGGCCAACACCGGUGCUACACAACAGUCCAUGGCUGGCAACGCAGUCAGCGUGGAGCUACCUCAUCCUCAGCAGCAUUAUAGCCACCCCAAUAUGGCCACAGUGGCCCCUUUCAUGUACAGAUCACAGACGGACAUUGACAAGUCUGAAACCUUGGCUGAGACGGAGGGGUUUCAGGAGUCUCUGGUCCUCUGCAAGUCGCUUCACACAUCUCUGGAAUACCUCACAGGUGAGGACCCUGAAGCCAGACGCCUGCGGACUGUGAAGAACAUUGCCGAUCUGCGGCAGAACCUGGAGGAGACCAUGUUCAACCUCAGAGGAACCCAGAUCAGUCACAGCACCCUGGAGACGACCUUUGACAGCAGCGUAACCACGGAGGUCAGCGGGAGAGCCAGUGUGCAGGGCGGCCGGCCUGCCUCCGUGCUGCCAUGGCGACAGGGCUCAUCCAGCCCCAGGCUGCAGGCGGGCGACGCUCCCUCCAUCGGCCCACGGCCCGGCGGCAACGCCACGCGCUUCACCGGCAGCGGCGGCGGCGGGCGCUACCAGCUCCACCACCGGCAGACCAGCACCACCGUCUCCGGCGGUAACCCCCACCUACCUGACAUGGCCGAGGAGGAGCUUGACGCCUUCGACGUGGAGACCGCCGGCUACAUGAGCGAUGGGGACAUCCUGGGCAAGGCUGUCAGCAGGACAGACACGAUCAGCACCAGCGGCUAUAUGACGGACGGCGGGCUCAGCAUGUACACGAGGCGGUUGAACCGCCUGCCUGAGGGGAGCGUGGCUGUGGUCCGGGAGAACCUCCUCCGCAGCGGAGCGAGCCAGGCCGACAUGGACAGUUGGGAUGACAGCAGCUCGGUGAGCAGUGGGAUCAGCGACACGCUGGACACGGAUGAGCUCAACACCAGCUCGUCUCUCAGCUCCUUCGUCAACACGCCCUCGGCCCCGCGCAAGGACAUAGGCCAACAGCCCCAGACGGACGCGGAGAAGCACUCAGCAGCCGAGCUCAGCGGCACGUGGUCCGGUGACGAGGCCAAGAGCUGCUCGGACGGCGGCUCCAAGAUGGACGGCAGUGCCGGCAAGUGGUGCCGCCACCCAUCGGACAUCUCAGAAGAGACAAACAAGAGCUUGUUGAGUCGUAAGGUGGCGGCGGCGGCAGCAGCGGUGACAUCGCCGACUUUGAACAUCUCUCAGACGGGCUCCUGGAGACGGGGCAUGACGGCGCAAGUGGGCGUGACGGCGCCGCGGACGAAAGGGUCUACGUCGACAGGCAGCGGCACGCUGAAGACCCACAGCACGGGUAAGACGGACGACGCCAAGGUGUCAGAGAAAGGCUGCCUUCCUCCACGCUCCAACGGCCUCCAGUGCUCAGACUCUGGCCGGGACGACACCAAGAAGCCCCCCCUCUCCUCCUCUACCUCCUUCGGCCGAGCCUCCCAGGCGCCCUGCUCCACCACCAACCCCACCACCACCUUCGGCUUCAAGAAGCAGAUGGCCAUCCUCAGUGGCUCUGCCACCCUGGGGAAGGUACCCAAGUCCAUGGGUCCUCUCCAGAGUGGGCGCAGCAGCGGUCUCUGCCGGCAGAGCAGCGUGGAUGACGCCUACCUGCCCAUCGGGAGCAAUGGUGGCAGCGGCGGGGUUUGCCGAGGCUCCAUGCAAUACCGCAGCUUGCCCAGACCCAGCCGCUCCUCAGCGCGUUCUGCCGGCACCAGCACCGACGCCAGCCUCAGGACUGCCACGCUGCCCAAAGGCCGAAGCACCACCAAGGCCGUGGGUGCCAGCCUCCCUCUUAACGGCAACGGUGUUGGUGGAGGUAGCAACCAGACGGACCGGGAGAAAGGUUCGGAGGUGGAUGGCGUGAAGCCAGGAGGACAGGGACAGGGAGCGUCUGGGAGGCAGGCUGGGGGGAAGUACAGUGAGCUGUCCUCACCUACUCUGCGCAGAUUGUUCGGAAGCAAGCCCAAUAAGCAGGCCUCUCUCUCCAGCGCAGAGAGCGUGAAAAACUCCACCGUCAUCUCCAACCCUCUCGCCACCUCCAGCCAGCAGGGCGGCCCCGGGGGCUGUGCCGCCUCCGCCUCUGCCACCGCCGCCGUCGACUCGGUGUGGAGCUCCACACUGGCCUACACGUCCCAGGGCAGCAGCGAGGCGGGGGAGGGGGGAGCCCUGACCAGGGAGGAGGCGCUGGCCGCCUGCCUGCACUCCUCUGCAGGAACGGUCAAAGCUGGCCUGGCUGCCAGGUACGCCCACCUGCCCCAGCUGCGCAGCCAGGAGGAGCCACGGGAUUGGCUGCGCUCACACUCCGCAGGCGGUCUGCAGGAGGCGGCGGGGACCGGCCUCACCUCCCCCUCUGGCACCUCCCGCUUCAACUUCACCCAGCUAGCAGCCAGCCAGACCACAGCCACACACAUCAACAUGGCCACCCUGCGUACCACCAACGGUCUGGCCAGUCAAGAUGGCCCCUACGACCCUUACAGCGACCCGCGCCUGCGGAACUGUCCGAUGUCGCUGGAGGAGAAGAAUCGCACCAUGAGCAGCUCCGGCUCCUUCAGGGAUGGCCUGGAAGAAGUUCACGGCUCCUCUCUGUCACUGGUGUCCAGCACGUCCUCAGUUUACUCCACGCCUGAAGAGAAAUCCCACUCGGAGAUUCGCAAACUUAGGAGAGAGUUGGAUGCUUCCCAGGAGAAGGUGUCUGCUCUUACCACUCAGCUGACUGCUAAUGCUCACCUAGUGGCAGCGUUUGAGCAGAGCUUGGGGAACAUGACCAUCCGACUGCAGGGUCUGACUAUGACCGCCGAGCAGAAGGACUCGGAGCUGAGUGAUCUGAGGAAGACCAUCGAGCUGCUGAAGAAGCAGAACACAGCAACGCAGGCGGCCAUCAACGGUGUCAUCAACACGCCAGACAUCAGCUGCAAAGGUCCUUCAAACUCAGCCGGUGGAUCACAAACGCAGCUGCCGUCGCAGUUGCUGUCGCAGUCACAGUCCACGCAACUGCAGUCGCAACCGCAGACGCAGACGGACCUGCGCAUCCACAGGCAGCACUCGUCUGACAGCGUGUCCAGCAUCACCAGCGCCACCAGCCUCUCCAGCGUGGGCAGCAACCACCUGGAGCUGGAUGCCAAGAACAAAAAGAAGAGGAAGAACUGGCUGCGGAGCUCUUUCAAGCAGGCCUUCACCAAGAAGAAGUCGCCCAAAUCCGCAUCAUCCCACUCCGACAUCGAGGAGAUGACAGACUCGUCGUUGCCUUCUUCCCCCAAACUGCCCCACAACGGCUCCACGUCCUCCACCCCCAUGCUCCGGACUUCUCACUCCAACUCUCUCCCCCUCCUCACCCCCCUUCCUGCCCGAGCACGCGGCUGGGGCAGUAACAGUGCUCUCGUGAGGACGGGCUCUCUUGCUCGGAUCUCCGAGUGCGGGGACACCGACGCCGAGACGGUCAUGCAGCUGCGCAGCGAGCUGCGAGACAAGGAGAUGAAGCUGACCGACAUCCGCCUGGAGGCCCUGAGCUCCGCCCACCAGCUGGACCAGCUCAGGGAGUCCAUGAACCGCAUGCAGAGUGAUGUAGAGAAGCUGAAGGUGGAGAACGAGCGGUUGAAAAUGGAGUCCCAGGGCAGCUGCAGCAGAGCCACGUCCCAGUCGUCCUCCCUCAGUCCCUCACUGCCAGCCCUCUCCUCCCAGCACAGCCUCAGCCUCAGCGAGUCCACCAGCCUCGACAUGCUGCUGGAGGACUGUGGAGAUGGUAGCUCUCGGAACGAGGGGCGACGUGUGAAGAUCGUAGUGAGUUUGGAGGACGAGGCCAAAUGGAAAGAGGACGGCGGGCCUCGUCAGUUCCUGAUUGGCUCUAUUGGCGUCAGUGGGAAAACUAAAUGGGAUGUCCUAGAUGGUGUGGUCAGACGCCUCUUUAAGGAGUACAUCAUCAAUGUGGACCCAGUCAGCCAGCUGGGUCUGAGCUCUGACAGUGUUCUGGGCUAUAGUAUUGGGGAGGUCCACCGCUCCAGUGGGGCAGAGACGCCUGAGCUGUUGCCCUGUGGAUACCUGGUUGGGGACAGUGACACCAUCGCUGUCAAGCUAAAAGGUGUGCAGGAGAACAGCACGGACAGCCUGGUGUUCCAGACGCUGGUGCCCAAGGCCAUGCUGCAGCGCUACGUGUCGCAGCUGCAGGAGCACCGGCGCAUCAUCCUCUCCGGCCCCAGCGGCACCGGCAAGAGCUUCCUGGCCAGCCACCUGGCCGAGCACAUGGUGCUGCAAGAGGGCUGGUCGCUCACCGACGGCACCAUCGCCACCUUCAACGUGGACCACAAGUCCAGCAAGGAGCUCCGUCAGUACCUGUCUCACCUGGCUGACCAGGGCAGCAGCAGCAGCAGCAGCAUCCAGGCUCAGGAGAUGCCUUUGGUGCUCAUUCUGGACAACCUGCACCACCUCAGCUCCCUGGGGGAGAUCUUCAACGGCCUGCUCAACUACAAGCACCGCAACUGCCCUUACAUCAUCGGUACCAUGAACCAGGCUAAUGCCUCCACCCCCAACCUGCAGCUUCAUCAUAAUUUCAGGUGGGUGCUGUGCGCCAACCACACCGAGCCGCUGAAAGGCUUCCUGGGCCGCUUCCUGCGGCGGAAGCUUCUGGAGACGGAGAUCAGCAGCCGCACGCGGAGCACGGAGCUGGUGCGCAUCGUGGAGUGGGUGCCCUGCGUGUGGCAGCACCUCAACCGCUUCCUGGAGGCCCACAGCUCCUCCGACGUCACCAUAGGGCCGCGUCUCUUCCUGUCCUGCCCCAUGGAUGUGGACGGCGCUAGGGUCUGGUUCACAGACCUGUGGAACUACUCCAUCACCCCCUACAUGCUGGAGGCAGUCAGAGAAGGGCUGCAGCUGUAUGGGCGGAGGGCAGCCUGGGAGGACCCUGCCAAAUGGGUGAUGGAGAGUUUCCCGUGGGCGGCGAGCCCCCAGCAGCACGAGUGCUCCCCCCCGCCUCUCCUGCAGCUGCGGCCCGAGGACGUGGGCUUUGACGGAUACUCCCUGGCCCGGGAGGGCUGCCACAACAAGCAGGACGCUCAAGGGGAGGCCGAAACUGACCCUCUAAUGAACAUGCUGAUGAGGCUGAAGGAGGCGGCUCACUCCACAGGCCCCCAGAGCUAUGACAGCGACUCCAACGGUCACCAAGACAAUGUGAUCGACUCUUCGCUGGAGUCAACGCUGUGAUGUGCGGACACUAUGCUUAGACUACAGACUCAUCCGUCUCUCUCUUCAUACAAGUCCUCCUGGCGACCCGGAGGUUUGGAAGGGGAUGGUAAAGCACAACGAGGUCAAAACGAGUGAAAGUGAAACAACCCGCGAGGAGUUUCGGUGUUUGUUCAGCUGAAGUUUACUUCAUAGUCCACGUGGGAUUGGGAGCUGGCACAAGCAGCCAUAGAACCUUUUGCAACACAACUGUGAACUGUGAACACAAUGUUUCCACAGAAAUCUGGUGCUCUGUCAUUGAAAAUCUGACCUGUAGGUGUCACUACAGAUUAGAGGAGCAUUUACACCGCGGCGUCCAGUGACGACAUUUUAUUUUCAUCUGUCUGGUUUCCACCCAUACGCUUUGUUUUUUAUAGACAAACAUGUAUGUAGUCUUUGCACAUUUAUUGUUCACCUGCAGCUUUUGCAGUAAAAUACUUAAAGCUCACCCUAAGUUGUUGAACCUGAGCUGUUGAGUCAUUGGACGAGUUAACAUGCCGUGACAUCACAGACUUUAGAUCUAUACUUCCACUGAAUGCAAAGUUUGUGUUUGUUUUGCAUUUCGCAAGCUGCAUGCACAUCUUCACAAGAUUGAAACUGAACUGCACUAGUGUGUUGGCCCUACUCUCAGAGCUGGGUUCACCGUGAACCAUCCUGUUGUUGUCUGGAUUUGCCUGCAAUGCCUUAGUGCUUCUCUACCAGAGAUGAAACCACCUGUUCACAAACACGUGAACAUAACUACAGGACUGUAUACACUUGUGCCUCAGCAGUGCUCCUGCGUAGGUCGGGUAGAGAGACACAAACAAUGUCCACAGUGACCUCUACUCCGAAUAAUUUCCCUGUCAGGUCUCUUGAUGCUCUCUUGAUCAUGUAGUCACGCAGAAACCCAAGUGUGGUUUUGAUUAACACUGUGCGUAAACAGCAUUGAAUGCUAGUAGAUGCUAGCGUUAUUCUAUGGCAAUAAGCAGACCUAAAGCAGCUCAAGUCAAGGCAUUGUACCAUGUGGCAUGUUGUGGCAGCGUAGGUGGUCACAUUUCUUAGCUGCUUUGUCUAAUGUGAGAGUGCAUUUAUCCCAAGUGCUGGCUGAAGGGCCUGAGGCACCACUGGUUUUGUGAACUGGAGAAGUUCCUUAGACAUAGAAGCACUUUUUUGGGGGGGGGAUCUACACAUGCAGUCCCAAAGGGCUUGGCUGUAGGCGGAUCAGUCAAGACGAUCAGGUUCUGCUUUGAACUGAACUGCUGCCGUGCCUAGAAGCUCACUUGGGAGACUUAGCGCGGUCCCCAUUUGCAUUGAGUGUAAAUGGAGUCUUCAGCCUCGCUUUAGUGUUGAGUGACUGCACUUUAUUCCCUCAGCAGAUGAAGUGUCUUAAGAUCCGAUUUCACUCAUAUUACACCCUUUUGGAUUCAUUCACAGAGCCUCUGUGAGUUUUUUUUUUUGUUGUUAUUAUUAUUUUGAGUGCUGUUUGAUACGGAAAUCUAUGCAACGCCCAUUUUCCAAUUUUUUUAUUUAUUUUUUACCAAAUUGGUGCCCCCGCAGUUUUAGGAACUGCUAGUGUUUGUCAUGCUGCAAGUUCAUUCGCAUUGUGAAUCCUCUCAACCCCUUUUCUGUGAGUUUGUUUUUGUUUUGUUUUUUGAACUACCAUAUCAUUGCAUUUAAGAAUGUUAAGGUUCAUGUGAUAAAUGCAUGAGGGAGGUCAUUAAGAUGUUUGAAAAGUUGUGUUUGGGAAUCUAAUCUUUCAUUGUGUAGUGCAAUUUGUCUUUGUACAUUUUUUCCUUGUAUUUGUAACAUACAUAUGUAAAUAUUUGAUUGCAGACCUACAUUUUGAAGACUUUUUCUAACAGCUUUUAAAAGAGGUAGGCCAUGUAUUUUUAUUUGUACAGUGCUCAACAGUAAGGUUGUAGAUGUCCGGUGACAGUCUGUACAUUCCAUGGGAAUAAAUGUUAUCACUGUUCAAACUGUUUGUUUUUGUAUAUUAAUAAAACUGCAUCUGUAUGGAAAA